Molecule: messenger RNA, 1706 nt
Organism: Gorilla gorilla gorilla (western lowland gorilla)
Lineage: Eukaryota; Metazoa; Chordata; Mammalia; Primates; Hominidae
Gene: SPRYD7
Product: SPRY domain containing 7
Exons: 7
Coding region: 408-914 (168 amino acids)
Molecular function (GO): protein binding
Source: RefSeq, a predicted model, not a curated record
GCAAGUCCCCACCCUCGCUGAAGGUUCGAGGACCACCCCGCUUUCCCGAGAGGAGCCGGGCGGCGGGUACUUAUCUCCGACCUCCGGCGAGUGGGAAAGGCCGCGCGACCGCCCGUCCUCCAACUACAGGCACCGCACGAACAGCGACUGGGAAACUGCCACUAGAAAAAGAUGACUGUCCAACUAAAACCUGCAUACACAGCUACAUCCUUCCUGGAAGAGCACAGUGGAACUAGAUCCUAGUAGAGAUAGCACAGGGAUUGUCAACAUUCUUGUCACACUGAAAUUUCCUUCUACUGAUCUUCAAAAACAGAUGCCCUGCCCAGAAGCAACACGGCUAAUGGGUGCCACUGUGGAGACCCAGGCAACCUGAGAGUAGUCCUGACAGCCAGACCUCCAGGGUGGAAAUGGGAAGGUCUACAGAGAAAGGAACAGAUGUUGUUAUUGUAAAGAAUGGAAGAAGAAUAUGUGGAACAGGAGGUUGUUUAGCCAGCGCACCUUUACAUCAAAACAAAAGCUAUUUUGAAUUCAAAAUCCAGUCCACAGGAAUCUGGGGUAUUGGUGUUGCAACUCAGAAGGUUAACUUGAAUCAGAUUCCUCUUGGCCGAGAUGUGCACAGUCUGGUGAUGAGAAAUGAUGGAGCCCUUUACCACAACAAUGAAGAGAAAAAUAGGCUGCCAGCAAACAGUCUUCCGCAGGAAGGAGAUGUGGUGGGUAUUACUUAUGACCAUGUCGAAUUAAAUGUAUACUUGAAUGGAAAAAACAUGCAUUGUCCAGCAUCAGGUAUACGAGGGACAGUGUAUCCAGUUGUUUAUGUUGAUGACAGUGCAAUUUUGGAUUGCCAGUUCAGUGAGUUUUAUCAUACGCCUCCACCUGGUUUUGAAAAAAUAUUAUUUGAACAGCAAAUCUUCUGAAUGUAUUUGUUUUUAAAACUUGUAUUUCUGCACUGUUAAAAAAUGUUCAUCAUUUAAUAAAACUUUACCUGGCCUAUAGAUGAAAAUAUAUUCUUAAAAAUAUGCUUGUUGAUGCUGUCUAAGGAACCAAUGUAUUCAGUAUACCACCCUGAAGUUGUGAUUUAAAAUACUUUAUGUUUUGUGAAAUGAAAAUAAGCAUUUGGGCAGUUUAUUUAAUUCUUAUUUAAAUAAAUAGAAUUAUGGGUUUAAUUAACAGUAUAACAUGACUAUAUAUACAUAUAUAUUUAAAGGGAAUUCUUUCUUACAUAAUGUAUUUGUUUUGAUAGAGAUGUAGAGUUGGGUGGGUGUUUUUGUCACUCUGAAGUUUAGACCUCAUUAAAUAUUUGACGUCUACAGUUGGAUAAUUUUGCCGCUUAGUGUCCUUUUUUAUAUACAAUAUAACAAAGUGAGAGAAAUUUAUAUUAUUGGCAAUUUCAUUUUUGGCAGUCUAUUUCUGUAUCAUGUACCACUUUUCUUAAAACUUAAAUUGCUUAUUUUGUUGUGUAAUGUCAUUGCUUUUGAUUUGCUUUGUGAAAGGAGAUAAACGUUUCAGUAAUUGUCAGAGCAUUUUGUUGCCUCAGGCUGUGUUACCUCAAUUUCAGAGUAAGUAGUGGUUGAUUAGUAAUGUAGUAUACACUGGCAGACAUCUAGAAUAGUAUGAUGCUUUACAUUUAAAUGAGGUUAUUCUUUUAAGGACUUUUAUUUGUAUGUUUUCUGUAAGGAAUAAUAAAAUAAUUGUAAUUAAGGAAUAUA